Messenger RNA from Branchiostoma floridae (Florida lancelet), 1159 nucleotides. RefSeq names its product U-scoloptoxin(05)-Er3a-like. The transcript has 4 exons. The record is from RefSeq and is a predicted model, not a curated record. NCBI's taxonomy places the organism in Eukaryota, Metazoa, Chordata, Leptocardii, Amphioxiformes, Branchiostomatidae. Bases 78 to 482 code for a protein of 134 amino acids.
UUAGCCAUAAGGUGUUCCCGCGUCAGCUAGACCACAAGCACCGACAAAAGCUGCGAAAAAGUCAGGAAUUUGUCAUAAUGAAGGGUUUCUUGUUUGUCGCCGCCUUUGCUCUUGCCUGGUAUGUCACAACAUGCGGAGCACUGAAGUGUCCAAGGUGCACCCUGCUGGACUCCAGGGCUGCGUGCCUGCGGGCUGCCCAGGUGACCUGUAGCGGAAAUAACCCCUACUGCAAGACCACUCAGACCAAGAAUCCACUCUUCAGUGGGGAGAAAUGGGCCAACGCGUGUGCAACAAAGGCGGCGUGUGACUCAGGCAAGGCAGCCAACCCCAGAACAUGCAAGCCUACGGAGGCCACUUCAGUCUGUGUCUACUGCUGCAACACUGACGGCUGCGUGGGCGCUGCAUCCGCCGCUCGGGUCAGCAUCGUCACCAUGGCAACCGCCGCCCUGGCCGUCCUCCUGAAGAACGCCGCGGGGUUCUAGCCAGCCGUACGUCGCCAUGACGACGGAUGACGUCAAAUGGUGUCAUUUCCGCUAAAGGCAAUGCAUUUUUAGCUUGCUGUCAGCUUCUCUGACAGAUAAUUCUGCUGAGAUCUAGACCAGAAAGACGUGUCUUAGUCCAGUCCGCUUAUUUCAGAUCAUUUUUGAUUUUGCGGGGGCGGUGCGAGUGGCUUAGACCGAAGCUGAAGAUUUAAUAUAAAGUUACAAAAAGAUUCUAUGCAAAACACAUACUGAGACGCCUAACAAAUCGAAUUUUAAUUUUUACAACAAUUCAAGCAACAUAUAAAAUUCAUUUUGCCAAAUCGCUCCGUGUCAAAACAAAUCAAUUUACUUAUUUUCUAAUGCUUUAACACAAAGGUAUCAUGAUUUUAGAUUUCAAUUAACGUUUUAUGGAAAUUUCGACUUGUUUGUAAAAAAAAAAUCGUCCUCCUUACACCGAGACGCCUGGUGCCUGCUUGCAGAGAAAUAAACUUGGUAAACUAAAAACAAGUCGGAUUGAUUUUUUUAUUAUCAUCAUCAAGUACUGCAGCUGCACUGUUCGUUAUAAUAAAGGGUCACUCGAGAAUGUAAUUGUUUAUAAUUCUCAACUUUGCUUCAAACGUCAUUUCAAAGUAGCUGUCACUUUUUCAAUUGUUCUUUUCAGCAAGACUAAGUGAUAC